Messenger RNA from Scylla paramamosain (green mud crab), 1527 nucleotides. Its product is annotated as protein FAM200C-like. The record is from RefSeq and is a predicted model, not a curated record. The transcript has 4 exons. The coding region runs from base 1 to 1527 and encodes 508 amino acids. NCBI's taxonomy places the organism in Eukaryota, Metazoa, Arthropoda, Malacostraca, Decapoda, Portunidae. Gene Ontology annotation, molecular function: protein dimerization activity.
AUGACUGGCCAGCCGGCUAGUCACUCCACGCUAAUCCUCGUGGAUUCCCUACAUGCUAAGCUUCCCAAGUGUGGGACCGGCCAGACUCAAAGUCAGGUCAGGUCAAGCACCUGGGAGUUGGGAAACCCACGGGCACGAGGCAGCAGUCCGCCUCGCCUCGACUCUCGUCUCGCACACCCGCGGCUGCUCGCCCUGCAUUAUAUGAACUUAAGCCAACAUCAAUACCACUUUAAUGGUACAGUGAUGGCUUCUAAUAAGAAACGCAACUAUGAUGGCAACUACCUGGAUUUUGGAUUUACAAGUAUCACUGAUGAAGGUGUAGUGAAGCCUCAGUAUGUUCAUGAUGAGGAUCUGAAGGAGGAAUUCUUGUUUUGUGAGCCUCUUGAACAAUCUACAAAAGGUGAAGAUGUAAUGCAGAAACUUACAGAAUUCUUUGAAUCUGAAGGUCUUGACUGGGGCAAUCUCUGUGGGAUAUGCACAGACGGUGCUCCAGCCAUGUUGGGUUCUCAGUCAGGUUUUGUUACAAGAGUUAUACAAAAAGCAACAAAUGCUAUUCCUCUUCACUGCAUGAUCCACAGGCAAGCUCUUGCAUCAAAAACGCUACCUUCAGAAUUACAGAACACUCUUAAUACAAUUAUAAAGACAGUUCACUUUGUAAAAGGUAGUGCUCUUAAUACACGCCUUUUCAAGAGACUCUGCCAAGAUAUGGAUGCAGCUCAUGAGACCCUCCUAUUUCAUACAGCAGUUCGCUGGCUAUCAAAAGGAAAUGUAGUUCAGCGUGUAUUUGAGCUCAGAGAAGAGAUCAGCCUCUUUCUCAGAAUACAGAACAAGCAAGAUUUGCUGUCAGCAUGGUCUGCAGAUAGCUUCGAAAUACGGCUAGCCUAUCUUGUUGACAUAUUUAGACAGUUGAACACACUGAACCUGGAACUUCAAGGGAAAGGAAGCUUGAUAAUCGAUUUUGUGGACAAAAUCAAAGCUUUCAUUCGUAAGAUGGAGAAUUGGAGGCGCAAAGUUGGAAUGGGAAACUUGGCAAUGCUGGAGACAGUGUCAGAAAUUGUAGAGGAGUGUGAUGCUGCUACGCAGAACUUGAUUACCCAACAUCUUGAGGCCUUGGAAGGGGAAUUUAAAAGAUACUUCCCAGAUAUCCAAAGCCUAACUUCUCGGCUAGUAAGGACCCCCUUCACUGCUCCAGUGACAUGCAUUCCUGAAGACAAUGAUGAUGGCCAAACUGAGCUGUUGACACUUCAGGAGGAUUCAGGAGCUAAGAUGAAGUUUGAAACUGAAUCUCUCACAGUAUUUUGGUCAUCAGUGGCAGCUUCAUACCCAAACUUAUGUGACUUAGCUUUUCGCCACCUCCUACCAUUUUCAUCAACUUAUUCCUGUGAGGCUGCAUUCUCUCAACUACUCCACAUAACGAAAUAUCACAACAGACUUGAAGUGAAGCAUGACCUACGGUGUGCUUUAAGUGAAACAAAACCAAGAAUCAAGAAGCUUGUUGAUAAUCUGCAACAUCACCCUUCACACUGA